AUGAAAGACAUCUUGGCCGAGACCUUUGAUGCAUUCUACCAUGGUGUUACUGUUAGGAUUCUAUUGUUCAACCGAUACAAGACUGUAAAACUAUACGACCCCCUGGAGAACAUGUUGGCCAGAGAAGGCAGAGCCUCCAAGGCCUGUCUAGCAUGUCGUAGGAGGAAAGUCCGAUGCAACGUGUCGAGCAGUGGUAUCCCCUGUGCAAACUGCGAAGGCGCAGGACUCACUUGUGCAGUGACGGAUGCAAGAAAGGCCAGAUACAAAGCCUCGGCCAAGGAGUUCAGAACCAUCCCCUCAGGCUUUCACGUCUUUGAUGCCAGGCCCAGUUCGCCGGAUAGACUGACGCCGCAGGAACCACAGGCAGUCAGCGAACCUGAUGACCAUGCACCACAAGAUCUAGAUGCAAAAAUCGACAACUUCUUGGCCACAGUUCCCGAGGCAUUGGAUACGCAAUUGACCAAGCAGUACAUGGUCACUAUUGGUGAAAACAACACUUUAAACAGCAGGCACUUCUUUCAAGAACAUCCCAUACCUGACAGAAUCCAUGGCUUAGGUCUGGCUCAUCAGUAUGGCUCUGCGCAGAGCUCGAAUUCUGAUCCUCGGCCAUGGAUGCCUCAAGCAGAAAAACGUCGAAUUAUGUUGCCACCCUACCUUUGUCCACUCCGAGAAGAACUCAACCAGGAUGACCUCGACUUUCUCCAUCACAAAGGAGCGCUCUCUGUGCCAAACAGUGCUUUACAAGGCCAACUCCUUGAGAAAUAUGUCUUGCAUGUCCACCCGUUUCUGCCACUGCUGGAUCUCGAAGAUUUCUACCAAGCCAUUUACGAUGAUGGCGAAUCGUUCCAAAUCCCUGUGAUAUUAUUCCAAGCUGUCAUGUUUUGCGCCGUCCCGUACGUCGACAUGGAACUCCUUAGAGUGGAGGGUCUUGAUGGCAGAGAGGAAGCGCGAGAGAAAUACUUCGAGAAGGUCCGGCUUCUGUUUGAUUUCAACAUUGAACUUGAUCCGAUGACUCUUAUCCGGGCAUUAGUCCUGAUGACUUGUUGGUACGACAACCCAGAGGACAUCAAAGGCCGAUGGCACUGGAUCAGGAUCGCUCUGUCUUAUGCCUACGAAAUAGGCUUGGAUCGAAGCUCAGAAGUGACGAGAUCGGUUCCGAAACAACAGAAAGCCAAGAAGCGGCUUUGGUGGUGUUGUUACAUGCGGGACAGAAUGAUAUCCCUCAAUGAGCGGCGGCCCACCAACAUUCGCGACCACGAAGCUGACAUCCCUAUUCUCACCUCCGAAGACUUUGAGACGCAUUAUUUCUGUGGCCUACUGCAACGCUACAACACACGCUUCCCAACCGUCCAAGCCACAGUCCUCAACGAAAUGUUUAUUCAGCUGAUUCGCCUGUGUAUCACUUUCGGACGAGUCCUGGAUAGGCUGUAUGCCCCUCAAGGCCAUCGAAGAUGGGCAUACGUCGAACCGAAAAUCGUACUGCUGUCAAAGACGGACGCUUCGGUCGCCGGGGAGGCAAUGACGCUUGAUCAGGAGCUUUGUCAGUGGAACCAGCGGUGCUCCUCGAACAUUCGACGACUAGUACACGACGACUCCUCGGCGCAGGACUGUGGCAUCGUCACCGUGCACCGGGCUCUUUUGGACCUUCUCUACCAGUCAAUGCGCAGUAUGGUGCACCGACCGCUGGCCUCCCAAGUCUGUCCAAAGGGAUCCGCUGCGACGGGGUUUCAGGUUUUUUCACGACAGAGGCUACGGGAAGCGGCACAGGAAAGCACAAUGACGGCUGAACGACUGCACGUUCAAGGUUUGCUUGACUAUCUUCCUCCAAUCGGGAUCACCACUUUGCUUUUUGCAGGUAUGCAACAUGUGAACGACAUGUGUUCGCGGGAUGAACAUCUUCACGAGGUUGCUACACACAACUUUCGACUCAUACUGACAUACCUCUAUCGGCUGAAAGGAGUUUACAGAUCGGCACGUCAUGCCAUUGGGUUACUGAGGAUUGUGCAUCAACGAAAGACGGUGGAGCCUUUUCCAAGUGAAGAAGAUGCAGCAGCGAGUGGGAAUCGACAGCCGCAAUCUGAAUCUUCUGGAACAAACCCGCGAAUCGGUAUCGUUGCUGAAGAAUUGGAACUCGACAAGGAGGAGGUUGGGCGUACUAAUUCCGACGAAGGCCAAGUGAGCCGUCCGAGUCACAUGAAAACCAACGCGUCGAAACCAGCCUUACUCGGAGGGAUUGAUACGCUGCCAUGGGAAUUUGAAGCAAACCUUGACGAUCUGUGGGAGUGGUACGGGUUUCCGGAAAGUCCACCUGAAACAUUCUUCGACUUUGAUCAGCUCCUUGAAGGAACAUCAUUGUCAACUACAUAG
Molecule: messenger RNA, 2367 nt
Organism: Exophiala oligosperma
Lineage: Eukaryota; Fungi; Ascomycota; Eurotiomycetes; Chaetothyriales; Herpotrichiellaceae
Exons: 3
Coding region: 1-2367 (788 amino acids)
Biological process (GO): regulation of DNA-templated transcription; DNA-templated transcription
Molecular function (GO): DNA binding; zinc ion binding; DNA-binding transcription factor activity, RNA polymerase II-specific
Source: RefSeq, a predicted model, not a curated record